AUGUCUUCUACCUCUGCUAUGCGUCCGGGUCCCAACAUAGACGAAACCAUGGACUAUGAAGUUGAUCCUGACCCUCCUUCUGUAAAUGAAAAGACCGCUAGUUGUGAACAGGCCGCGAGAAUCCUGUUACUCGAAGCAGAAAACAAGAGACUGGCAGAACAACUUCUGAUGCAGAAAGAAUCCAGUGUCUACUUCAAUGAAAAGUGCCGAACACUGCAAGAAGCUCUGGAUAAAGAAGUUUUUACAGCAAAAAAUCUGAGCGAGAAACAACUCAACUAUUUCACAGGUGUCAGAAGUUCUAAACUAUUUAAUUGGAUAGUUGAAGUGGUUUCUGCUCAUCAACUGCCCUCCUUCUGCAAGAAAUUGAGCAUUACAGACAAGGUCCUUCUUAUUCUAAUGAAAUUGAGGCUUGGGCUGCAGAACAAGGACCUAGCAUACAGGUGA
Messenger RNA from Knipowitschia caucasica, 444 nucleotides. Lineage: Eukaryota; Metazoa; Chordata; Actinopteri; Gobiiformes; Gobiidae. The record is from the annotation of a GenBank genome assembly.